Molecule: messenger RNA, 846 nt
Organism: Cavenderia fasciculata
Lineage: Eukaryota; Evosea; Eumycetozoa; Acytosteliales; Cavenderiaceae
Exons: 2
Coding region: 1-846 (281 amino acids)
Source: RefSeq, a predicted model, not a curated record
AUGAUAAUGAGUAUUCGUAUGUGUGAAUGGUAUACAUGGUGGUAUCAAUUAGAAGUUGAUCCAUACUUUAUCAGUGGAAAGAAAGCCAAUGCUAAUGCAGGUGAAGUUAAAUCAUUGAGAGAAAGACUACAUAUUACUUACAAAAAAGGGAUUAAUAAUAUUGCAACGGGUGCAUUGAAAGCUAAAGCAGACGACAUCAAGGAAUUCUAUAAAAACGGUCACCUAUUGUUAAAGAGUGAUUCGUGGUGGUAUCCAGUCAAACUUUUAAUUCAUCCAGAACAAAAGAGACCUGUUGACACAUCGUAUCAGAAUAGUUCCUUUCCUUGCAACCCACUCGAGCUUCCAGACCUUGACCACGCCUAUCGUGUAGAUGCUGCCUAUUUCUACCCCGCUCAGAGCCAAGAUUUCAUGGAAGGAUACCGUGAUUUCCCAGAGAGUAUUGAACCAGUAUCUGGAUGCUAUGGUCUCUAUCCAACACCAGGUUCCAAUCUUCCAGUCGCUAUCAAGGGUGGCAAGAGAAAGCUGCAAGUUCGUGUUUUGACUGCCAGUCCAUUGACCAAAACCACUAUGCAAUGCAGUCUCCCAAGAAUUUACUGUCAGUCAGCUAGUAGUCGAGCAACAAUGAACAGAACUAUUUGUGAAGAAAUUCGUGUCGUCGAUGAUACAUACAAACAUAGCGGAUUUGCGAUGAGUCAGCUGAUGCACACUGACUGGGUAGACCUUGAUUUCAGUGGCUGCGACCUCAACAUCGAAAAAUUCUAUGAAGAAAGAGUAUUGUUUGUUGAAUUCAUCGUUCAUGACAAGUCUGACCAAAAACCAUUGACCAACAUCACUCCACUACCCUGA